Messenger RNA from Panonychus citri (citrus red mite), 903 nucleotides. RefSeq names its product keratin-associated protein 21-1-like. The record is from RefSeq and is a predicted model, not a curated record. NCBI's taxonomy places the organism in Eukaryota, Metazoa, Arthropoda, Arachnida, Trombidiformes, Tetranychidae. The transcript is spliced from 3 exons. The coding region runs from base 147 to 620 and encodes 157 amino acids.
AAUCAUCAGUCAAUUUUUUCAUCACCAACAAUCAACAAGUGAAAAAAAAAAGUUUCAACUAUUUUCAAUAGUUAAUCAGUGAUUAUAUUAAAAUUUGCUUCGCUUACCAUUCAGGACUAAUUACAACAAUUUAAAAACUAAUCAUCAUGAAUUCAAUGGUAUCAUCAAUUGUCAUCCUUGUUGUCUCAGUGAUCGCCCUUGCCUACGCUAGUGGUUAUGGUUAUGGUCAUGGCUACGGACAUGGUGGUUACGGAUCCGGAUACGGAAGUAGCUAUGGAAGCCAUGGUGGUUAUGGGUAUGGUCAUGGUGGAUAUGGAAGCGGUUAUGGUCAUGGGUCUUCAGGCUAUGGUCAUGGUGGAUACGGAGGUCAUGGAGGUUACGGUUAUUCAACAGCCGUUAAACAUGGAUACCCUGCUAAGUAUGGUUACUCCAGCGGUGGAUAUGGACAUGGUUUAGGAGGAUAUUCUGGUGCUUAUGGUUCCGGCUAUGGAUCAGGUCACGGUGGUUAUGGUGGUUACGGAUAUGGAGGUUAUGAUGGACACAAAUCAUACGGUGGAUAUGGACACUACCCAAGCUAUGGAAAACACUACAGUUAUUCAAAUUACCACAAAUCCGCUUAAAUCGAUCACAAGAUAUCAACUGCUCUCACUUGUUCAUAAUUAAACAUCCACACUUAAUUGUAGCUCAAAUUUAGAAUCAACAAUUCAUCUUCUGUUCAUCCACUUUGAUCUUAAUUUUUUCUCUACUCCUUUGUAACUUUUCAUUCAAUCUCGCUAUUUUUAUCUCCUUCCCUGUAAUUUCCUAUUUCUCAUCUUCUCUUAAAAAGUGUAAAUUGUUAGAUAAACUCAUACUUAAACUAAUUCCAUUCGAGGAUAAUAAAAACAAAAAAGCUAAAAAACUAAA